Messenger RNA from Micromonas pusilla CCMP1545, 1287 nucleotides. RefSeq lists its product as uncharacterized. The coding region runs from base 1 to 1287 and encodes 428 amino acids. The record is from RefSeq and is a predicted model, not a curated record. NCBI's taxonomy places the organism in Eukaryota, Viridiplantae, Chlorophyta, Mamiellophyceae, Mamiellales, Mamiellaceae. Gene Ontology annotation, molecular function: glycosyltransferase activity. The transcript has a single exon.
AUGCGCGACGCCACCCCGCGCCCGUGCAACGUGUGGGUCUUCUGCCCCGCGGCGGGCGGCUGCGCGGGGGGCCGCGAGCCGCGAGGCGCGUGCUGGCUGAAGCAUCAGCCGCGGCCUGAGAACCCGACGGGCCCCGCGGACGCGCCGGAUAACCCGUGGACGUCCGGCAGCAUGGCCGCGCCCGCGGACGUCAGGGGCGAGCGCGGCGUCCACAAGCGGUUCCACGUCGUCGUCACGACGAACGCGAACCCGUACCAGGCGUGGCAGGUCCGGACGAUGCACUACUGGUACCUGAAACAAAAGGCGAAGCAAGACCCGAGAGACGGGCAGAUGGGCGGGUUCACGCGCGUGUUGCACGACCAGCCGGACGGGCUCAUGGACGAGAUCCCGACGUGCGUCGUCGAUCGCUUGGACGACGAGAUGGGGUUCGUCGUGCUGUCGCGUCCGAACGCGUUUAAGCAGUUCUUCGAGAAGUGCCCGGAGAUCGAGGAGGACUACAUCCUCAUGGCGGAGCCGGAUCACCUGUACCUGCGCCCGCUGGACAAUCUGAUGAACGGCCGGACCCCCGCGGCGUUCCCGUUCUUCUACAUCGAGCCCGCGAAGUUCCCGACGCUGGUGCGCAGGUUCAUGGGCGACGUCACGAUCACGGACGCGGACCUCGCGGCGAUGGACCCGAUCGGCUCCUCCCCCGUGUUCAUCCACAAGGACGACCUCCGUAAGAUCGCGCCGACGUGGCACGACGUCACGGUGAAGAUCAAGAGAGACCCGGAGGCGAACAAGGAGUGGGGGUGGGUCCUGGAGAUGUACGGGUACACGAUCGCGUCGUGGCUGAGCGGCGUCCGACACGAUCUGCGGCCGAAGCUCCAGGCGCAGCCGCCGUGGGAUAAGUCCGUCUCCGACUUUUACAUCCUGCACUUCACGUACGGCAACGACUACGACCUGGACGGGACGUUCACGCCCGGCAAGAUGGGGAAGUGGCGGUUCGACAAGAGGACGUGGACGCAGGGCGCGCCGGAGAAUAACCUUACGAGACCGCCCGCGGGGAUGGACAACGAGCUCGUGCGGUUCCUCGUGGACGCGGUGAACGAGGCGAGCGCGAGCUUGCCGCACUGGGACGACCCGACGGGGAUGAAGAGGCUGGGGGGGAAGCCCGCGGGGCAGGGGCUGCGGAGGAAGGACACGGCGUCGGUGUCCUCGGGGCGGCCCAGAGCGGGGGGGAGGAGGGGUGGCGGGGGAGGCGCCGCCUCGGCGUCGACCCCGCGAACGACGACGGCGGCGACGGGGUAG